Macadamia integrifolia is the source of this 1478-nucleotide messenger RNA. RefSeq names its product cullin-1. The record is from RefSeq and is a predicted model, not a curated record. The transcript is spliced from 7 exons. The coding region runs from base 306 to 1115 and encodes 269 amino acids. Gene Ontology annotation, cellular component: cullin-RING ubiquitin ligase complex. Gene Ontology annotation, molecular function: ubiquitin protein ligase binding. Gene Ontology annotation, biological process: protein ubiquitination; ubiquitin-dependent protein catabolic process. Lineage: Eukaryota; Viridiplantae; Streptophyta; Magnoliopsida; Proteales; Proteaceae.
UCCCUCUCCCCUCUCCCCUCUCACACUCUCUUCUCUGCAACCCCGCCCAACCCCCCUUCUAAGUCAGAAAUCGACUGCUAGCGGAACCAUGGCGGUCUCCACCGCCUCCACCCUUCACAGAGAGCAAGCCAGCAACCCUCACCCAAAAGAAAAAAAGACUUACCGGAAGCAUUUCGCCAUAACUUCUGUCUAGUGCAUCUCCCACUGCUUUCAUCCCUCGAUUGUUGGUGUUGUUUGCUUUUCUAGGGUUUGCUUUCGUGCUCGUAGGCAAACAAGAGUAUUCUCACGUCCAAAGCCCUGACAACAUGACCACGCCUGAGCACAUAAUCGUCGACUUUGAGCAAGGAUGGAAGAUCAUACAGAAAGGCAUCACGAAGGUCGAGAACUUCUUAGAAGGACUUCCUGAGACACAGAUCUCUUCUGAGGAGUACGUGACUAUUUACGAAACCAUCUACAACAUGAGCACUCAGAAGCCUCCUCAUGAUUAUUCCCAAGAGCUUUAUGACAAGUAUAGAGUGUCCAUAGAAGAGUACAUUACUUUAAUGGUAUUGCCUUCUUUAAGGGAGAAACAUGAUGAAUUUAUGUUGAGAGAGCUUGUGAAAAGAUGGUCAAAUCAUAAGGUUAUGGUUAAGCGGCUUUCACUUUUCUUCAAUUACCUUGGCCGAUUUUUUAUUCUUAGGAGGUGUCUUCCUGCACUUAAUGAAGUUGGAGUCACUUGCUUCCGUGAUCUGGUCUACAAGGAGGUGAAUGGGAAAGUCAGAGAUGCUAUAAUUUAUUUGAUUGAUCAAGAGCGCGAGGGAGAACAGAUUGACCGAGCAUUAUUGAAGGAUGUUAUAGAUAUCUUUGUCGAAAUUGGAAUGGGGCAUAUGGAUUGUUACGAGAAUGACUUUGAAGCAGCCAUGCUUAAAGAUACUGCUGCAUAUUAUUCUCGUAAGGCUUCAAAUUGGAUUCUGGACGAUUCUUGUCCUGAUUACAUGCUAAAGGCUGAGGAGUGCUUAAAACAAGAGAAGGAUCGGGUUUCUCAUUACUUGCAUUAUAGCAGCGAGCAGAAAUUAUUGAAGGUAUGUGAUGUAGAAUUCAAGCAGUACCAGGAUAGGAGGAAGGCCCAACAGUGAAGCCCGCGACUUGAGAAUAGGCAGUCCAACAGUGACCCGCAAUUGUGGGCCUAGGUCUACCUUGAUAGUGGGCUUGGUUCAGUUUCCAGAAGGCAUUGGCCCUUAGCUAAUAGAUACAGUUUCUAAGACAUUAUUACCAACCUAGGAGUUUAUUUUGUUUUAGAUGUAGGGCACGGGUACAUGCUAGAGGGUAGCAUUCUUUUUAACUUUGUUUUAGUUAAUGGAUCUCUUAAAAAGUUGCUAUUUUAUUGAGUUGUAAGCCAUUUGGCAGGAAAGAUGAUUUACUAUUCUUGUUUCACAUGCUAUCAACUACCAAGUUUAUUAAGACAAGCAAGCACCUCUACAGCACACCAUUUUUGGCCA